AUGUUUGAUACGCAGUUGUCGGGUGUCACAGAAACUACAUGGACACUGAUGAAAUAUACAAACUUGAAUGGUCGUCGCCAAGAAAUUUUGCCUUCGCUUGGUAAUUUGUAUGUCACUGUCAACAUCUCCAGAAGAUAUAUCAGUGUUGUAAAUGGCGUUACGGUUUUGGAAGAAUUAGCUCUUAUUGGAAAUCCGCCUCCAGUGUUUAAAAUUCGAGAUCGAGAUGUUUUUGUUAGAACAGUUUCCAAAGCUGGCAUUGUUACUUCCAAGUUCAGAAUAAAGUUUAUUUUGGCAAGUGAUCAUGGUGCAUUUGUUAAUGUAAUUUCACAGUACAUUACGAUCACCAGAUGCGAGAACGAAUCUACCGCACUGCCAGCAUCUCAAGAUGUUUUCUAUCUUUCGCACUCACAAGGAUUUGAACAUUAUGGUACUUCAAACAGUCCUCAAAAAAGAACGUUUUCUGAACUUUCUAAUUCGAUUCCAAAUAAGAAAAUUCGGAAAGAUUUUUCUUCUCGAACAACUGUGGAUGAAACGACUUUAAUCUCUACUCAGACUUCUUCAAAAUUUAGCCAGCCGUUUCAGGAAUGUUCUUCAUCGGUGUCUGAUGUGGGCGUACAAACAGAGCCGCUUUUAUCUCUGAAUGACAUCUCAAACAACGAGACGCUGCUUAAAAGCUUAGUAGCUUCAAGAUUACGAGAUCCUGCAUUCAGGAUUCUUUUAAUUAAGACCAGGAAUUUUGUGGAAGAUCUUGCGAUGGAACUGGGCGGUUCAAUUACAGAAUGGUCUAAAUACGACACCUGUGGUGAAAAAGAUCAAAAAAUAGGUGUAAAUGUUCAGGAGUCUCAAAACACUUCCUUCGAAGAAGAUCUUUUUAUAUCUUCUAUUGAAACCGACAAAAAUGAUUUUUUGAAGAUAAUUGAAAAACAGAAAGUUGAAAAGUAA
Messenger RNA from Enterobius vermicularis (human pinworm), 942 nucleotides. NCBI's taxonomy places the organism in Eukaryota, Metazoa, Nematoda, Chromadorea, Rhabditida, Oxyuridae. The record is from the annotation of a GenBank genome assembly.